This is a messenger RNA of Fundulus heteroclitus (mummichog), 1667 nucleotides long. RefSeq lists its product as uncharacterized. Bases 87 to 1343 code for a protein of 418 amino acids. NCBI's taxonomy places the organism in Eukaryota, Metazoa, Chordata, Actinopteri, Cyprinodontiformes, Fundulidae. The record is from RefSeq and is a predicted model, not a curated record. The transcript is spliced from 3 exons.
ACGUGUGGGCGUCAUGACGUAAUUACUUUGCGUGGCCGCAUGUUGAUGGCCUCCGACGACUGAACAUAACUUUCCACAGUAUCCCGAUGUCAAUGAGAGUGUGUUCCCUGCAUCUUCAUUCUGGAAAACCAGCAAAUGAAAUGUACAACUCUCAUCCGGAUUGGGCACCAUCACUACACCUGGGCUACACUGAGAUGAAGGCCACAAAGACGGCUCGCUGUGAGAGACAGCAAAACAGAAAACGCCAAAGGACUGACAGCACACCUGCGAUGGAUGAGACAGUUAUUGAUGACCUUUUUCCACCAGCGGAGACACCGGCACCAGCAGAGGAUGGAGCUGACCAGACGCCGCUGACAGAAUGUGACUCCUGUCAGCGGCGGCGUGCUGAAAUCAACCGGCUGCUGGAGGAGAACAGGACCCUGAAACGUGAGCUGGGCCAGAGAAAAAUGGACGAAGGUUUCCUGAAGGAUGACGACGUCAAAGUGAAAUACUACACUGGACUUCCACACCUUGAAGUUGUCAUGGGUGUUCUAGCCUGUGUUGGGCCGUACAUGACACAGAGGAGUAAAGUGUUGUCACCUUUCCAGAUGCUUUUCCUGACCCUAAUGCGCCUUAGAUUAAACUUGCCCAUACAGCACGUUGCCCACCUCUUUUUUGUGGACAGAAAAACUGUUUCCAAAACGUUCAGGGACACCAUAAAUGUUCUGCAUGCACGCACCAGCCCUUUGAUUAACUGGCCAGGGCGAGACGCGCUGCGUGCGACGAUGCCCCAUCAGUUUGUGGAGGCCUUUGGGAAGCGUGUUGCUGUUGUUCUGGACUGUUUAGAAAUAUCUAUACAGAGACCAUCAAGUCGUAAAGCUCAAGCUCGGUCAUAUUCCCACUACAAACACAACGCGACUAUGAAGUUCCUCGUUGGUAUUACAACACAGGGCUCGAUUUGUUUCAUCUCCAAGGGGUGGGGGGGACGCGUCAGUGAUGAGCACGUAACCGAUAACUGUGGGAUUCUGGACAAACUGUCGCCUGGGGAUUUGGUGUUGGCUGACCGCGGCUUUGACGUACAGGACAGCGUGGGACUUAUGUGCGCCGAAGUAAAGAUCCCAGCUCUCACAAAAGGACGCUGUCAGCUGGAUGCAAGAGACGUGGAGGGCACAAGAAAAAUCGCCCACCUCCGAAUUCAUGUGGGACGGGUGAUCGGAACCGUCCGCAACAAGUACGCCAUUUUGUCAGCUGAAGCACCUUUUCACAUGGUGUUGCCAUGCAAGGAUGAAGACAUGACAUUUCUUGAUAAGAUUGUGUCUGUGUGUUGUGUUCUGACUAACAUGAGCCCUGGUGUUGUGCUGUAGUAAAUGUGCAUCUGGUUUCUCCUUUAUCAUUAUUGAUUAGCUUUAAAAUUGGUUUCAACAACUUCAUUCUGCUGUUUCUGCAGUACUGUAUUAAAACAAAGAAUGUUGAUCAAUAUUGAAUUGACAAUUUAUUUGUACUGACAAUAUGCUCUAAGCUAACAUCUAACAAGUAAGUGGUUUUCAGCCAUGAGUGUCUCUUGCAAGUGGUGUCAGACAAUCAGAUGUUUUUCAGUGUUUAUUUGCAAGUAGUGCAACUUGAGAACACAGUGCAGUGCAGUUGGAAUGCUUGAAUGUAAAAGGUUACAAAUAAAAAAUGGACGCAUA